Gasterosteus aculeatus aculeatus (three-spined stickleback) is the source of this 4482-nucleotide messenger RNA. NCBI's taxonomy places the organism in Eukaryota, Metazoa, Chordata, Actinopteri, Perciformes, Gasterosteidae. The record is from RefSeq and is a predicted model, not a curated record.
ACCAACAUUCCUGGAAAGCCAAAAUGAAUAUUGAGAUUCAGAAUGAAUGUGAGCGAUGCUGUCAGAUAGCAAGUGCUGUCUCUUGGUCCGUGUAAAUCAUGCAAACUGUCCCACCACCCCUCCUGUCCCACCACUCCUUUAUUUUAGGCAAGAAGAAAGCGGCAGGCCACUGAAGAGCCUCGGCAUUGGUAGCCUGGAAGUCGACGAGGCGAUUUGCAAAUCUAAGAUAGUACUUCUGUAUGUUUUACGGGCCCUUUGAACAUCCAGGAGAUGGCAGUAGAAAUACAUCGAGGGGGCAUUUGAUCUUUGAACAUGCAGAGCGGAACUCUGACACUGAAGCAGUUUAUUGCAAGAAAAUAGAAGAGGUGAAGAGUCAGAGUCACCGACAGUCAGUUAUCCAGUCAUCAUUGACUCAUCUCUUACCAGUGACCAAAGCAGGAUUUUUUGGCUUUAGACAUGUUGUGUUUUGUCCCACAAACCUGGACCCAGAAAUGUGUUUAAACUUAAACAGUUGAACAGGAUUGCUUCUGAUUACUGAGUACCGGUCAAACGUUUGGACACAACUUGUAUAUAAAAAAGUACGCUUUUUUUUUUACUUGAGAAGAUCAAAUCAGCUCAGCUUUAUAUCUUUCUUUCAAUCAAGCAGCUUUAAAACUGGCAUUACACCUACGUGUUGUUGCUCAGAAGUUUCUCCUGGGGCCCGUAUCUUUGUCUACUCUUUAUAGUAAUAGCGCCUUUAUGAAGGGACACACGUUGCAGUCAGGUUGCCACCAGCCCUCUAUUAGGGCGCUGAUAAGAGGGUGAACUAAAGUGUAAUCUGUGUCAUUGUUGUUCACACAGUUUCAAGCUCAGACAGGAGUGCUGAGUUAUUUGAUACGGACUCAAGUGUUCAGCCCUCAGUAUGCGGCCACUCCUCUUCACCGAGCAGCGCUUGCUUAGUGGGCGAGUCCCUCAUUCCUGUCCAGACUCCACACAGCUCAGGUUUAGUGCAUUUCCACUUAAGUUGGAAAUUCUGAAAGCAAGUUUUCACUCUUUGGAUUUGACAGUUUUUCUCAGGUUCUCACAAUGAAAUGGUGAGCGUCGACGUCCUCCACUGAAGAACAGCAACGACUGGAUCCACGGACAUGGAGGGCAGCGGAGAGAUCAGUGACACAGACAGUGGCAUCAUCCUUCACUCAGGCUCAGACAGUCCAAUGACACACAUGAAGGAUGUUACCACGCACACGCGGGCCAUGAAGCUCAAACACCAAGCUCUCCAGGAACAACUGGAGCUCUGCUUGCUGGAGCUGAAGAAACUCUGCAUACGAGAAGCUGAGUUGACCAGCCGCCUGUCGGAUGAUUACCCACUGCUGCCGGGAGAGAAGCCUCCGCAUAUUCGCAGACGCGUCGGCGCCGCGUUUAAACUGGACGUGCAAAGCUUCCCUCGAGGAGCCGAGGAGUCAGAUCUGAAUUUAGUGGAUGGCGAGUUGGCACUUCAGAUGAAGAUAUACGAGGCAGCGCGCAAGCUCUGCGAGGAGGAUCACCUGAGUAAGGCUGUUAGGAAGAGCCGGCUAAAGCAGUGCAAGAGAGAGGAGAAAAAAGUCAAACGGCUGCAAGAAACUGCUUUCCAGCUCCGACUGGAGCACGGUCGAUCAUCGCCACUCCCUGCUUUCAAUAUUGCUCAACACGAUCUUGGUGCAUCUGAUGACAGCUCUCUGUCUGACUCUAUAGUGCAAGAUGAAGAGGUGACAAGUCAGUCCUCCCAGCUGUCCUCUGGACUCCCUGACGCAGGAGAGAAGGAUCAACCCCAGCCUCCCAUGUCCUCACAAUCCUUCAUUGACAGCCCCUACAUGUCUCCAUCUGUGGCUCCACAGACUCUGCUGCUAACUCCAAGCCAGUCUCCCCAUCCGAGUCCUGACUCUAUGCUGAGUUUAAACUCAAGCCAUGUAUGUGACCUUCCUCCCAUCCAGCACUCCCCGUGGACAGAGACCAGUCUCGACCAACCAUACCAGAAGAGCAGGAAGUCGCGCUCCUCCAGCAAGACAAGUCCUGCCCAAAGUGAAUUGUUGCCACCGUUGGAGGCUUGCUUCGCUUCCCGUCUGCGGCUGGGCCGCUCUCAGUCGAACAGCACGCCUUCCACACCAGAGAUGCGAGUGCACAGACAACUCUCCCUCAGAAUAUCCAACCCUGAAUCUUCAUUGGAAAAAGACCGUGGUCGCAGCAGAGGUGCAAGGAGGCGACUGACGGAAUAUGCCAUAACUUUACCAGAGGCUCUUCCCCCCGCGGUGAACUAUGGAAACCCCGUUAGAGCAGAAGAUAGCAACUCUGAAAACUCGUUUACAUCUUACAACAGCUCGCCGCGGCGGGAGCGGCCCAGCGAUUUGGCCAAACAGUAUCAGUCUGCACAACUGCAUUCUGGUCCCGUCGGCAGCUAUGGACCUCAAGCCUUCGCACGCACCGGCUUUCACCAUAGUCCCAGGCACCAGCCCAGCCCCAGUUUUCCAAAAGCCUAUUACAACGAGGGAAUGGUCUACCAAAAUGAUCUGGACUUGGCACGGAGCUAUUACGCCCAGCAGGCUCCUAGUCCUUCCAGCAGAUAUGAGUAUUACUAUAACGAGGCCGCCGUGCCCCACCAGAGAGCACAGAGACCAUUACCUGCUGAGGUCAGACUCUCCCCCUCCCAGGCUCAAUGGGACCAUCCACACUACCGCCCCAAAGGCCAACAAGUAGUCAAUGAACAGCUUAAGUCAUGGCACCGGCGCAGUCAGCUUAAAUCCCCGAGGUCUCGCUCUCUGGACAGGCAGGGAGCAGUCAGAGUUAAAAACAUGUCCACUCGGGAGGCAACCUUCCACCAAAAUCAGAAUUACCACGAACAGGUUAUCCAAAGAAGGGCUCUUCAGAGAGCUGCAGAUGACCGUCAAGGCCGCUGGGUUGUAGAUGACGGUUCUCACUUUGUAAGUCAACUGUAAACCAAAACAAAAAAACCUGGGACUGCAAACCGAACUCUGGGAACUCAGAAUCUGCAACUGGGUUCAUUUCCAAUUAAGCAAAGUGAAGUUGUCAGAUAAUCAAGUCAAAUUGACUGUUUACCCCCACAAACAUGAAUUGUGUUUACCUGUAUUUCGGCAUAUAGAGGGGGGAUUUUAAAAAAAACGGGGACAUCUUUUAAUAUGAUGCAAUCGAGUACAACAAUAAUUACGGCCACAAAGGUUACUCAAAUAUUGUACAUCUCUCUGACACUCACAGCAAAGCAGUUUUAGUUGGAUUUGAAGUAAAUCUGUACUCUGUAUGUUGUUUAGUAUUAACUGUUACAAGUGAAGCAUUGAUCUGAGUGCUUGCUAGUAAUGUUAUUUUUGGGCGGUUUUAACCUGUGACUGUAAAUCUACUGCCAGCUCUGUGUUACUAUUACAGGGAUUUUUUGAUAUGGGAAGCAAUUAUAAAUGAAACUGCUGUAGUUUAAAAAAAAACUGAAAUAUCCAUCAAAAUUGCACAUUGUAGUUAGAUUGUGAGAAAUGUAAUGGUUUUAAAGUAAGUCAUUGUUGAAGUUAAUAUCAGAUGAAUUAGGAUUUAUUUUAAAAUAGCUACAUGUUAAGCCGUAACAAAAACUGUGUUUGAUGCUUAAUAAUAUAAUAUACACAGCUCCUUUUCACCAGCAGUAUUAGGUACAUACAUUAAUUGUGAGAUAAUGUAAAUGAGUAACCUGCCCUUUUGUCAACUACAUUUUGUGUGUAAUAUUACCAUGAUUGUGUCACUAUGUAAAUGUAAAUUGAAUGUGAAUCCAAGAUCACAGUUUUGUUCUCAUGUAGUUUUGGAGGCCUUUUCGUCUUGUUUUAUACUUGUGUGUCUGCGGCUCUGCCAGUUAACUUGAAUUACUAAUAGACUUAAUCAGCUAGUUGAAACUAGAUAUUAAUUAACUCACACUACAAAGUAGCAGUUUCAACUAAAUAUGAAUCUUGAUGCUUGGCAGCUAUUAAUGUGUUCACUUGAGAUUUCUAUGUCCUGAGCUUUAAAAUAAUUUGUAUCGGUGUUUGUGACUAGGCACCCUUCUUGUUGUUAGAACCAAUACAAUUUCAUCAACGAGGUGAACUUUAUUCAAAACAUUGCCAAUAUGUGAUUUACAAUCAAGUCCCCAAUCAAACAAACUUUUGAUGGUAGAUCAUUUGAGAAUGAGAGCAAAUAACUGCAAUUGCUUGAAUAGCCACAUGCUGACUGGUAACUCAUUGAUCUAUUUAUGCAUUUAUUUAUUGUGAUGUGCACCAUCGGAUCCAUGCAAAGUCAGACCUGGAAUAAGAGAAGAAAUGGACCUGAGUAUAAAAAGACACAGCAGUAAAAACUGGCUGGUGUAUAUAUAAAAGGCCACAAUCAUGUUACCGUAUGUUUAUCUGUUCUACUGUUGUUAUUUAUCAUUUAAAUUAGUUUGAGUGGACUUAACACUUUAUUAUUAUUUUGCUGUUGCUGUGAAAAUGUUAACCCUGUGGAAGAAAAUAAAGAGUAAUUUUGGUA